Effrenium voratum is the source of this 1083-nucleotide messenger RNA. The record is from the annotation of a GenBank genome assembly. NCBI's taxonomy places the organism in Eukaryota, Dinophyceae, Suessiales, Symbiodiniaceae.
CCCCUGUCCCUUUUUUCCGUAGCUCGAACCGGCUUCAACGGGGGAAAUGGAGGCCAGACCUUUCGCGGCGCGACACCUCGCCGGCCUUCGCCUCGGUUCCAGCGGCCCUCUGCGCUUACGCAAUGGUCUUGCGGUUGCGCGGCAGGUGAUCCCAUGGCCGCGCCGGACAUGGCGUGUCCCAUCGAGUGGGCUCCGCCCACCCCAGGCACAAGACCCCAGUGCCGAGGAAGGCCGGCCAAUGCGGCGGUGCGUGAGGCCGCGGCGCACGCCAAGCCCACAUUUUCCGAGCGUCGAGCCGACGCUUUCGAGCGGCCGCCUCCGCCCCCGAGAAGCCCGAGCUCCGCGAUCCUGUUCCCGCUGUCCACGCUGCCCAGCUGGGCCGACAUCAACGAGGAGCUUCGGGAGGUCUUGGCGCAGACGAACGGCGAGAAAGGCAGGUCCUUGUCUUUCAGACUACAGCAGGCAGAGAGAAACCUGGCGGAGAAGGACUUGCGAAUCGAAGCGCUGGAGGCACGCACCUCGCGGCUCGCUGAGCGGCUGGCGCUGGCCGAGGGGCUGGCGGCGCCCUCCAAGGAGCCGGGCACCCCAUGCUCCACCAGGUCCACCUCGGACUCCACGGCCUGGCACUCCGAGGGCCUCACGCGCAGGAACACCUUGGAGAGCUUGGGAAGCCUCGCCAGCCUCACCUCCGCCUCCAAGACCAGCACGGUGUCCAAGCCCAGCGGAACGACGCAGGCGUCCAAAACGAGAGGCGCGACGACUCAGGUGCCCAGCGACAAGUACGCCACCGAAGCCGAGGUCGACGCCGUUUGUCGCAGGUGCGAGCAGCUCCUGAAGUCCAUGACGGCGGUGGUGCAGCGCAACGAGCGCUUGGCCAGACGGAAGUUCUGCUCUGAGAGGACGAUCUCCUGGGACUCCGUGAGUGCGGCUCCGGCCAGGGGCAAGGCCUCUAGCGCGAAGCUGUCCACGGUGAAUCAUGAGCGAGAGUGAGUCUUCAGGCUCGCGCCGAGCCUGAGAUCUGGAACUUGGAUACAGGUGGAGAAGGGGGCAGUUCGUCUUAAUUGGGCUGUUCCAUGUGAGGUG